UUAUUUAAUAUACAUAUUCAUUUAUAUUAAUUCGUAUACAAUCAUUUACUAUACCCACUAAAAUGAGUUACGAAAAGAAAGUAAACUUUUUUACUUUGAUCUGAUCAGUUUUUAAAUAAUUAUCUUCUAAUAGCAUAUUUAUCCCAAAAAUUCAGCAUAUUUCAAGAAUUUGACAGGUUGACAACACGAAAGCUAUUGACAUUGUGAUAAAAAGCAGUUCAAAAUUCAAGUGAAAGUUUUGGAUUCUUCAGGAUUUUCCAUCAAAUUAUGUCAUAAGAACCGAUUAGGUAAAGGAUGCCGUCAUUGCUAGAAGCAUUAGAACAAAAAUAUCAAGAUGGAGGUAAUGCAACCGACACAGAGGGUUCUGUGUCAAUUUUCGUUCCGAGGAAACCACCCCGCGUCAUUGUGCCUUCUUUGUUGGUCUUGAACGACUGUGAUAUAACCUCCGCAGGCGAUAAACAGGCCCUGGUUGACAAAUGUGCUGCCGUUGAGGAACUUGACCUUGCGAAAAAUAAACUUGAACAUUGGCCAGAGGUAUUAGAAAUCCUCAAACAUAUGCCCCGACUGAAAUUCGUAAAUUUGAGUUUCAACUGUCUGGCACUUCCGUUAAACGGCCAGGAACUGGAUGAGCAAAUUAGAUGGCAAAAUUUGCGAAAUCUUGUUCUGAAUUCUACCCGCGUGCCAUGGAAAAAUAUCCAGAGGAUAUUAAAUCAUUUGCCAAGUCUUGAAGAGCUCCACCUUAGUCUAAAUGAUUACAAUAACGUCGAGCUCUACGACGAAACAUUACACUGUGACUGUGACGGAGAAAAGCCGGAAACGGAAACCAAUGAGAACAAUGUCGAAAAAUCAUCCACCGUUAUCGAUUCGGAAUUCAAUUGUAACUGUGGCAGUCCAGUUGAACCAAAGAGAAAGCACAAGCAUUUGAAAGUUAAAAAAGUCCACUUUACUGGCAAUCCUGUAUCGAAAUGGCAUGAAAUAUGUAAAAUCGGGUACGCGUUUCCUAAUUUGGAAUCGCUGGUCGUUGCGGAAUGCCCGAUAAAAUCGUUAGAAGUCGAUUACGACGUUGAAAAUUGUAACAAAGAAAAGCCGCAGUACGAGAGGUCAGAGAGCGGCUACGAAUCAGAUACCAAAACUCCUCACGACAGUUUCAACAAACUGAAGUUUCUUAAUUUGAAUGCCACUCACCUUUCCACGUGGGACGAUGUUGAACGAUUGUCAAAGUUUCCAGCACUUCACUGUCUUCGAGUUCAGGUAAAUACAAAAUUUUGGUAUCCUGACUUUACUGUUUCGUACAACUAGAUACAUUUAAUUUUAAGUUGGAAUAAGAAAAAAACGCAGUGUUCACAAAAUUUUUCAUAGUGCAACUCUAAUGUGCUCAGAAAAAAUUGGUUGACUCUGUGGCUUUUCCUUUUCCACACUUAAAAUUGGUAAACUCUUAAUUUUAUUGAUAUAAUCAAGUUUGCAUCAAUAGUGACCAUUCAACAGAAUUAAAAAAGUUUUGUACAAUGAAUUUUUCCCUCAGCGAUGACGUGUAAUUGAUAAAAUAUAUAUGUAAUGAAAGUACAUAUAUUUUCAUUUACUUCAUUAUCUCCGCAUACUGUACCCGCCUGAAAAAGCCAAAGUCGAAACAAUUGUUGCAAA
Agrilus planipennis (emerald ash borer) is the source of this 1641-nucleotide messenger RNA. RefSeq names its product tubulin-specific chaperone cofactor E-like protein (gene mlt). Gene Ontology annotation, biological process: protein folding. Bases 295 to 1299 code for a protein of 334 amino acids. The transcript has 3 exons. The record is from RefSeq and is a predicted model, not a curated record. Gene Ontology annotation, molecular function: alpha-tubulin binding. NCBI's taxonomy places the organism in Eukaryota, Metazoa, Arthropoda, Insecta, Coleoptera, Buprestidae.